Messenger RNA from Ostrinia nubilalis (European corn borer), 1089 nucleotides. RefSeq names its product SPRY domain-containing protein 7. Gene Ontology annotation, molecular function: protein binding. The transcript is spliced from 4 exons. Lineage: Eukaryota; Metazoa; Arthropoda; Insecta; Lepidoptera; Crambidae. The coding region runs from base 165 to 848 and encodes 227 amino acids. The record is from RefSeq and is a predicted model, not a curated record.
GUCAGCUGGUCACCUCCAUUGUCAAAUGUUGUCAAAGUUCUUCGAACUUGCCAAUUUUUAUUGAAUGAAAAUGACGUAGAUUUGAUACAAUAACAAUAAUUAGAUUGCAUGUUGCUGUAAUUGUAUUGAUUUGUUAAAAUACUAGUCUGAAAAAUAGUACCAACAUGUUCUGCUGUUUAAAAGGAUGCAUCAAUGGCUUCAGCCUUACGCCAAGUGUGCCAAUUCGUAUCAAAGAGAAUCCAGUUCAGCUGGAUACUUUGCAUAUGGGACACGAAGUGGUCGUUGUAAAAGGUGGUCAACGCGUCUGUGGAUCUGGAUGCGCGCUGGGGAAUGCCCCUCUGGUCCAAAACAAGGCGUAUUUUGAAGUGAAGCUGCAGCAAGGAGGAGUGUGGGCUGUAGGCCUGGCUACUAGAGAAACAGACGUCAACCGUGUCCAUGGUGGAGUGGACAAAGAGUCUUGGUGUUUGAAUAGCGAUGGCACAGUACGAAACGCAAACGUGGAACUGUACCACCUUACAGCUGCCCCACGAGACUCACCCACAGCGGACUUGCUAGUCUCAACAGGCUCUCCGAGCCACACCGAAAACGAAAAGACAAAUGAUAACGCUACCACAGCUGCUACGAUGCCGGUAGAGGGCGACACUAUCGGCGUUGCUUACGAUCAUGUGGAGUUGAACUUCUAUUUGAAUGGCAAAAAUAUGGAGAUCCCCGUCACUAAUGUUAAGGGGACUGUUUACCCAGCCUUAUAUGUUGACGACGGCGCAAUCCUAGAUAUAAACCUAGACAGUUUCUUGUAUCCGCCGCCUCCUGGCUACGAGAAGAUUAUGGUGGAACAAAGCUUGCUCUAACAAACAACAAACCUAGUAAUAUAAGAACAUGAGUGUGCUGUGGACAAUGGAACUCUAACGCGUGCUUUUGUCUCGUGAUUCUUAACCUGCGGCUUUACACUGUAUUUAUAUUUAUAAGCUGAUCUCAGUGUGUCGUCACUGUAGGCCUGUGCCUCUAGCACGAAAAACUUUCGACUUCGAAUUGUUUGCGUAUUCAAAUCGUCAUCAAAGAUUUAGUAUGAAAACUUAAACAGAGCCCCUC